AUGGUUAGUUAUGCUGGUAAGCUGGUGCUAGCCCCUAUGGUUCGGGCCGGAGAGCUACCCACGAGGCUUUUGGCUUUGAAGCACGGAGCAGAUUUGGUUUGGGGACCUGAAAUAGUGGAUAAGAAGCUUAUCCAAUGCCGAAGAGAGAUAAACGAGGCUCUAAAAACUGUUGAUUUUAUCAUAGGGAACAAAGAAGAGGGUAAGUCACCCGUGGUCGUGUUCAGGACUCUCCCGGAGGCUGAAAGUGGUAAACUUAUUUUCCAGCUGGGCACAGCGUCGCCUUUACUGGCCGUAGAGGCUGCAAAUAUAGUCAUCCGGGACAUCGAUGGGAUCGAUGUUAAUGCUGGGUGUCCGAAGCACUUUUCGAUCCAUUCUGGCAUGGGUGCAGCGUUGUUGAAGACUCCCGAUACGUUGUGCAGCAUACUGGAGGCGCUGGUGGAGAAGGUUGGAAAGCCGAACAACAAGCCGAUUAGUGUGAAGAUUAGAUUAUUAGAGGACGAGAGGUCUACUCUCGAGCUUGUGAGCAAGCUGUGCAAUACCGGGAUCAGUAAUCUGACCGUUCAUUGCAGGACUACUCCGAUGCGUAACAGAGAAAUGCCUAUCCGAGACUAUCUUCCUGGUAUUCACAGUAUAUGCCGGGAACGGAACGUUUCCCUGAUUAUGAACGGUGCCAUAGAAAGCAGGGCCCAGUUCAUGGCUGUUCGUAAGGAACUGCAACUACCAGAAGACGUGGGAGGCAUGAUCGCUGAAGCGGCAGAACAAAACGCUACAGUGUUCUCUGAAUCGCCGUUACCGUGGUAUGCCGCAGUGAAGGAGUAUUUGGCUAUUGCCAGGAAUGUUGGUCAUGUUAUGAACGUUAAGUUUAUGCUGGGAAGAAUGAUCCCGGGUAAAUCACCCUUCUACAAUUAUUUUACCCGCUGUAAACGGAUAGAGGAGAUAGAAUAUGUUAUGAAGCAUAUGGAUGAGAAAGGAGGAUGUACUGAAGAUCUCUCGGCGUACCUGGAACAAUGCAGGAAAGAGGAUAAGAAGAGCGCAGAGAAGUUAAAUGCUGCCAAGGCGAAAAGCGGUGCCAAGGCGAAAAAUGGUAGCAAGAAGCGGCCGAUCAAGGAGGACACGAUAAAUGGCGACGAAGGUAAAAAAAUGUCUAGAGUGAACGCAUAG
This is a messenger RNA of Eremothecium sinecaudum, 1161 nucleotides long. RefSeq names its product tRNA-dihydrouridine(20) synthase (NAD(+)) (gene SMM1). The transcript has a single exon. Gene Ontology annotation, biological process: tRNA dihydrouridine synthesis. Gene Ontology annotation, cellular component: cytoplasm. NCBI's taxonomy places the organism in Eukaryota, Fungi, Ascomycota, Saccharomycetes, Saccharomycetales, Saccharomycetaceae. Gene Ontology annotation, molecular function: tRNA dihydrouridine synthase activity; flavin adenine dinucleotide binding. The record is from RefSeq and is a predicted model, not a curated record. Bases 1 to 1161 code for a protein of 386 amino acids.